ACCUCAUUUUCAAGUUGCCAUUUUGACACGCACUUACCUGGGUAACUUACGUUUAAUUUUCUAUCAAACUUUGGUACAUGUUACUAUAGUUACCUCCUAAGGCACACAUUUCAGACUAGACCUUCACAAUGUCGUAUUCCAAGUGCUGCAUUAAAGGCUUUCAAUGGGACGGAACCCCGACCGGGACGGUCGGAAAGAUCGCCGACCUCGACACCUACAUCGCAGGCAACAACCCGGACGCUGCCGUGCUCAUCGUACACGACCUCUUCGGCUGGACGUUCCCCAACUUGCGCCUGCUAGCGGACCACUUCGCGCGCGAGAUUAACGCCACAGUUUACCUGCCCGACUUUUUCGGCGGCGAGGUCGUCGAGCCGACCCCCGCCGUCCUCUCCGGGGACUUCAGCGGGUUCGACUUCGCGGGGUUCAUAACGCGCAACGCGCGCGAGGUGCGCGAACCCGAGAUAUUCGCGGCGGCGCGGGCCCUGCGCCAGAAGCACGGCAAGGUCGGCGCGAUCGGAUACUGCUUCGGCGGGUGGGCGGUGUUCCGGCUCGGGGCCCGGGAGCACAGCCCGCCGCUCGUCGACUGCAUCUCGACGGGCCACCCGUCGCUGCUGACGAAGAAGGACAUCGAGGAGGUCGCCGUCCCCGUGCAGCUGCUCGCGCCCGAGCACGACCCCGUGUACACCGCGGAGCUGAAGAGCUUCACGUUCGAGACGGUGACCAAGCUGGGCGUCGAGUUCGACUACCGCCACUACCCGGGCGUCGCGCACGCCGCCCUGGUUCGCGGCAGCGAUAAGAAUCCCGGCGAGGCGUUGGCUAUGGCGAGGGCGAAGAACGAUGCUGUUAACUGGUUCAACCAGUUUUUGCACGAGCCGUAAUGGGGACCUCGGUGUUUGGAAAGGGUUAUCGAAACCAAGAUGCAGCUGACGAGCAACGGAGCCAGGUAGGCGAGAAAGAACACUUUUUGUUGGCACCAGAGGUAUCAUGGUCUGUGAUUGUGAUAUGUCAUGUUGUUUGUAUUCUACCAGUCAAAGAGACAAGCUUUAGAUACCAAGUUUCAAGCGUCAAUUAGAGGCUAUUCUAACCGUUAUCCCAUAUUCGAAGAGGAAAAGAAAUGACAUCUUAUGAAGCUUUGUGAAU
Daldinia caldariorum is the source of this 1140-nucleotide messenger RNA. Its product is annotated as dienelactone hydrolase family protein. Lineage: Eukaryota; Fungi; Ascomycota; Sordariomycetes; Xylariales; Hypoxylaceae. Gene Ontology annotation, molecular function: hydrolase activity. The coding region runs from base 129 to 878 and encodes 249 amino acids. The transcript has a single exon. The record is from RefSeq and is a predicted model, not a curated record.